GGCGAGCGAAGGGCUGUGUCCGAGCCAGUGGCCCCACAUCCACCAGCUUUAGGGCAGCGGAAAGGAAAGAUUUACUCUGUUCAAUUGGCUGUUCAAGCCCAGCAUCCCUGAAACUCACGGUAUGGGCCGAGGGUGCUGAAAAACUCCUCUUUCUGGGCGACACACGCGCACACGGGCGCACCUGCGCGCCCCGGGAAAACUUGGGAAGACGGGAGAGAGUGAGUUCGGGUAGCCGCGCCCCCGCCGCUGUCCCGGACUCUUGUCCAGCCGGCCUGGACCCCUUGCCAUCCGGGUCUAGUCCUCAGUUUCGCGGAUCAGCCAAAAGCCCACUUCCCCAGCCAGAACUUUUCGGCGACGUCUGCCGGUCGCACCUUUUUCCUGGGAGAUGAGCGGCUUUUCUGCUUGUCUCAUUUUAAAGGCGGCGUCCACGCGGCAGAACUUGAGCCGACUUUGCACGCGUCCGCUCCGGAUAGGAGAGCUCCCACAAUGCGCGCGAACCCACGCAGGGGCCUUUCUCUCGCAGCCUCCUCUGCAUGGCGGGCGCGUCGCGGCAGAGCCCCAACCCGCGUAAACCUGCGCGCGUCGAGCUAUUUCUGAAUUGGGGAGAAAAUGACUUCUGGGUGUCCAGCACCGAUUGGGUGACCUUGGCCCAGUCUCCUCUCCGGGAGCCCUGUUCCAUCUACAAAACCCCAGUGUGAGACCAGCCCUACUUGAGUUUCAGGGCGAUGAUUGAUUUCAAACUCAGAUUUUGGACGCGUUGGCGGUUUGCAUUCCACUAAAGCUCUGUACAAACUCAAGGGAGUAAUAAUAAUGAGAAUAAUGAUUGUUUAUGGAAGCACCAUUUACAAUGCUUCCAGGUUUCCAAAGCAAAAAAAAAAAAAAAGGGUUCACUACUGCAGACGAAUGUUUGCUGAAAGAAGCAUUAAAUGCGCGCAUCGACAUUUGGGGGGCGGUCUGAAGGCCCGAAUCAGAUCAGAAAAUAAUACAUACCCACUUCCCUACUGGGGAACCGAAGCGGUUACACCUGCCAGGGCACGGGCGGCCUUGACUUAGCGGCGAGAUGGCUCUAACCCGCUCGGGGCGGGGGUGGGAGGGGGAGGCAAUGGGGAAGGGAAAGAGCCAUGAAAAGAUCUUGGGUGUAUGGAAGCUCACAAUGGGUGGAGAAGAGUGAUGGCCACUUUGCCGCUUUUCUCUGACCAGGGAGCUGUCUCUCGGGAAGGGACCCCACAAACAAUCCUACUUUAUCUGAUGUUUAAAUCUAGAGUCUUAAAUGCCUGCCUUAUGGGCUUCUUGUGUAACCUGCGGAGUUGUUUUUUAAUGUCGACGGAGUAGAGUGACUUUCGGCCCAGCUGUCCCUCAGAGGCCCAGCAGGGUUCUCUAGGGACUUGGCGGCCCUGGGGGACAUGCUGCUGUGCCGCUGCCGCCGCCACCACCGAGGAAGGUCCCGCCGCUGUGCCUUCGGUUCUCGUAGCUCCCUCUUAAAGCUUUAGGCAGCUCCAAACGCUGGCAGGAGAGACUUCCUAAGAGAAGUGCUGUCUUCGGGGCCACCGGCGCGAGAGGAAGAGCGCCCUUGCGAGCGUAGCCGUCGGUGCCGCGACGCUGCUGCUGUAGCAGCCCGAGCAAGUGACACGCGGGCGUUAGCCCGUUUUGCGCGCACACGCGGGUGCGCCGAGACGCACACCCACUCCUGGUCCAGAGGACUCACUCUUCGGUUUCCAAGGGCCAAAGACCAAGGCCACGCUGAUUCCUGAGCCCUCUGACGCAGUGCAAGGACAUACACCCCGAUUCCCUUCCUAUCGGUUAGACGGGAACCCAAAGCCCCCUCUUCGUGGCCGCGCUCUUAGCAGGCUUUGGGGAACAUGCUGAGGCCGCCGGACCCCAAAGGAUAGGAAAGUGCUGACUUCGCCGCGGGCCGGAGGUCGCGUCCUGCCUCCUGGGCCGGGGCUCCGUGGCUCUCCAGCAGCGCGGAGGCGGCGGGACCCUGUCGAGCCCCUGGGGGCGGGGGAUCGGCAGCUGCGAGCGCGGAUAACCCCGAGGUGACCCGGGCGGGCCAGGCCCGCCCCUUCCCCCUCCCGCAGGCCUGGCGGCUGGAAGCGGGUCCCCGAACUGCAGGGGGGAGAGGAAGGCGCGGGCUCCGGGCGCCUCGGCUGUCAGUGCGCUCCCGGCCCGGGGCGCCGCCGGCUCUGCGUCCCUCGCUCGCCUCCUGCGCUCGCCGGAGCGCUCCGAGUGCCUCUUUAGCGGGAGCCAAUAUCCUUUUGUGCUAAUAGGCUUGUCCUCAUUUGCUGCCUAAUUGGACUAUAUAAAGCCAAUAACAGGCAGGCUCUUAUAGCCCGAAGCCAAAGCGCCAAAAUCCGAGCGAAGGCGAGGAGGGGGCGGUGGCGGAGGCGGCUGCGGGGCCCGGACUCGGCUGCGCCUUCGCCUGCCUAAUCCCAUUUGCCAUUGUACGCGCCCAAUCGCCGUAUACUCCCCGCAUUUAACUUGGAUGACAUUUUGAUUUCAUCAUUAGCAUCCGGCGCCGGAUUGACGCAGCCCCAAGCCCGGGACUGCUCCUGCCGCCUCCUCCCCGGGAGCUGCAGCCGCCGCCGAGCCGCCUCGCUCCCUCUUUGCCGCGGCUGGGCCGCUCCCCGCCCCUCAGCACCCCUCCCACAUGCGAGCCCGCCCCGGCCGGGUCCUCACCCCGCCCUCCCGCCGCUGGAUUUGCGCCCGGGGCGGCCCCCGACUUUGCGCCCCAUAGUUGAGUUCCGUUUAUGGUCUGAUUUCCGGCCGCCCGCCUGCUCGCCCGGCCGCCCGCCUGUCCCGAUCCCUCCCUCCCCGGGACCCGGAGGAGAGGGGACCAUGCCGGAGCCCGGGCCGGACGCCCCUGGCACCGCUAGCGCGCAGCCCCCGCCGCCGCCGCCGCCCCCACCUCCCGCGCCCAAGGAGUCCCCGUUCUCCAUCAAGAACCUGCUCAACGGAGACCACCACCGGCCGCCCCCUAAGCCGCAGCCGCCCCCACGGACGCUCUUUGCGCCGGCCUCAGCCGCUGCUGCCGCCGCCGCUGCCGCCGCCGCUGCCGCCAAGGGGGCUCUGGAGGGCGCCGCGGGCUUCGCGCUCUCGCAGGUGGGCGACCUGGCUUUCCCCCGCUUUGAGAUCCCGGCGCAGAGGUUUGCCCUGCCCGCGCACUACCUGGAGCGCUCCCCGGCCUGGUGGUACCCCUACACCCUGACCCCCGCCGGCGGCCACCUCUCGAGACCUGAAGCUUCGGAGAAGGCCCUCCUGCGAGACUCCUCCCCCGCUUCGGGAACCGAUCGCGACUCCCCCGAGCCGCUGCUCAAAGCCGACCCCGACCACAAGGAGCUGGACUCCAAGAGCCCGGACGAGAUCAUUCUGGAGGAGAGCGACUCGGAGGAAGGCAAGAAGGAGGGCGAGGCGGCGGCGGGAGCGGCCGGGGCAAGCGUGGGGGCGGCGGCGGCGACGCCGGGCGCGGAGGACUGGAAGAAGGGCGCCGAGAGCCCGGAGAAGAAGCCCGCGUGCCGCAAAAAGAAGACGCGCACGGUCUUCUCGCGCAGCCAGGUCUUCCAGCUCGAGUCCACUUUCGACAUGAAGCGCUACCUGAGCAGCUCGGAGCGCGCCGGCCUGGCCGCGUCGCUGCACCUCACCGAGACGCAGGUCAAGAUCUGGUUCCAGAACCGCCGCAACAAGUGGAAGCGACAGCUGGCGGCCGAGCUGGAGGCGGCCAACCUGAGCCACGCCGCGGCGCAGCGCAUCGUGCGGGUGCCCAUCCUCUACCACGAGAACUCGGCUGCCGAGGGCGCCGCGGCCGCGGCCGCGGGGGCCCCGGUGCCUGUCAGCCAGCCGCUGCUCACCUUCCCGCACCCCGUGUACUACUCGCACCCGGUGGUCUCCUCUGUGCCGCUGCUACGGCCGGUCUGAAGCCCGACAGGGGAGGGGGAGGGAGCGCCCGGCCGCCUUCCCAGAUCCCGGAGGAGACUGGGCCGGGCCGAGGGCGCCGAGACGUCCAGCGGCCUUCGGGAACCGGGGCUUCGGCUCGCUGCCCCGGCCUCCCCUCCCCCAAUCGGUAGCGUUUUGUAAGUAUUUGCAAUGCAUUUUCGUGCAAUUCACCCCUAACGGAUUUGAGGCGCUUCCCCUCUUACUUUUGGUUUUGGUUCUAUUAAGAAAGAGCAGGAAAAAGAAAAUUCCCGGGUCAUAUACUUCGUCCGAAAGCUUUUGUAAAAGGUGCAACUCUUCCCCCUAAAUUUGCAUUGCGCUGUGGCUUUUUGGUUUUAUUUUUAUAGAAGAGAAAUAAGCCGCAGAAACCUAAACCCCUCUAGUUUAUUCACUUUCUAUAGAACUAUUUUCAGAAGUCCAGAGAGAGAGAGAGAGUGAAGGAGAUAAUUCACACUAUCCUACUUUUAUUCCUGGAUUUCUGGGUGUGGUUCUCCCUCUCCAACCCCAGUUAUCCUGCCCAAUUUUCAGAAUCUGAGAAGCCCCUGGUAGGAACCCCGGCAAAGGCCGCUUUUCCCGCAGCGGUGUGUCACCGUUGACAGAGUUCAUUCAUCCUGCUUUGUGACUGUAGAGUUCUCUAAGUGUUUAAAGGGAAAAGACAAGGCAGCCCCAAAUUAGACUUCUGAUUAUUGAAACAACUCCACAUCUGGCCCGGUGUGAGUGGUCUUAUUUAUUAGUAGCAUUUAUUUGGGGGAUUUCAUUUGUUGGUAAAUUAUUAUUAUUACUAUUAUUGCUUUGUUCCCUGUUUUGAGAGAGUGAUUUCAAUAUUUUUCUUUAAAAAAAAAAGGAUCUGUCUUUUAUCCUCUCCCCCCUUUUUUGUUCUGCAGUAAGUGUUGGACUUUUGACCUGUGCAAUAUUGUACAAAAUUUCCUGGGAGCCUGAUCUCUUUCUCCUCGGAGAGGAGCAGACGUUUUCACUGUGUAUUCCUGGUCAUUCGUUUGGGAGGAGAAAAUUAAGAAGGGGAAAGGAGGGAGGAAAGAAACAAGGAUAGGUAGCAAUGCUCAAAGGUAGCAAUGCUCAAAAUACUGGAGCGCUUUAAGUGAAGGACAAUCAAUUUAGGAGAAUUUUAACUUAUUUGAUAUAUGUACAGAUUUCUUGUAAAGUUCACCCUCAACUCCCCAGGGCUCCUGGCUCUGCCACCCAAUCUGUUUUCUUUCUGUUGGCUACACCUGUUGUUCUGCGAUAGCUUGUCCUUCUCCCCACCCCCCCAUCUCCCUCGUCACUGCCCGGGUUCAGUCCCUUUUUAAGAAAAAGAGAAAAAGGCCCACAAAAUAUUGUUACACUUAAUGUUGUCGUGAAACUGAAUUAAUUAAAAAGAAAAGAAAAGUGAUGCGUUUCGUGUUGCCAGAGUGUGUAACUUCGGACGAUUUUCCGCAGAGCAGGUGUCUCUGAAACUCUUUUCUGCCUCGCUCCCCCGGCUGCCUCUGCGCUCGCGGAGUCCAACCUGGACGCACAUCCCCGCAAUCCAGGAGGCGGCAGAGACAGAGGCGGCUUUGUUCGCUACCAGGGCUGCUCUCUCCCGUGUCUUUUGCGGCUUGCAAAGCCCUGCGCUCAGGGAAGAAUGCGGGGUGGAAGGGGAGAGAACCUAAGCUUA
Messenger RNA from Mustela erminea (ermine), 5578 nucleotides. It is a transcript of the gene HMX3, whose product is annotated as H6 family homeobox 3. Gene Ontology annotation, biological process: regulation of transcription by RNA polymerase II. Gene Ontology annotation, molecular function: DNA-binding transcription factor activity, RNA polymerase II-specific; RNA polymerase II transcription regulatory region sequence-specific DNA binding. The record is from RefSeq and is a predicted model, not a curated record. The coding region runs from base 2836 to 3912 and encodes 358 amino acids. Lineage: Eukaryota; Metazoa; Chordata; Mammalia; Carnivora; Mustelidae. The transcript is spliced from 2 exons. Gene Ontology annotation, cellular component: nucleus.